Messenger RNA from Kluyveromyces lactis, 1566 nucleotides. It is a transcript of the gene MDM36, whose product is annotated as Mdm36p. The coding region runs from base 1 to 1566 and encodes 521 amino acids. The record is from RefSeq and is a predicted model, not a curated record. Lineage: Eukaryota; Fungi; Ascomycota; Saccharomycetes; Saccharomycetales; Saccharomycetaceae. The transcript has a single exon.
AUGAGUUAUAAGGAUCCGAUACUCUCGCAGUUCAAAAAUAAGGAUACCAUUGAUGCGAAAGUUAUUACGGAGUUGAUCGAGGAUGCGCGCGUUCAAAACACAUCGGACCGUACUCAAAUUAUAAACGAUGAACUGCAUGAAAGAACCGUGGAAAAGUGUAAAGAAUCACUAUCUAUUUAUACAGAUCUUGUCAAGUUGAGCUUCCUGUUGGCUAAGUCAUGGGAUUUAAAGACGUUGGAACAAACCGUGAUGCUAAGGUUUGGAUUGCAAGAUAUUAUCGGUACGAGUGAAUUGGCUAGUUCCGGGAAUAAAUCACAGGGAGAAGAUUUCGAUAGAGAUAUAGCCUUGAAGACAAUAUCAAAAUGUGAUAAAUUAUCCGUAGCAUUGGAACAAUUGUCGCUUGAUUCAAGGUCGGUUAUGGUUUUCAUAAAACAGGCGACUGAAACAAACGAUGUUACUGUACUCCUGUCGGAUGCAAUGACUCUGUUAUUGGAGAUUUGGUUUCUAUGUGGUCACCAGCUAAGGAAAUUGAAGAGAAAAGUUGCAGCAUUUUUCAUGAGAUCCAAGCUCCUUCUCAUAGAUUACGAAUUGGAAUUAAUCAACAAUACCAAUAUGGAUAAAAUGACCAAGGCAAAUUUGGAAUCCCUAAAAGAGACGAUAUCUUCAUAUAAAUCUUUCAUCAAAGUACUUUUACAACAGCUACGGGACGCUGAGACAGUUGAUGAUCAAUCAGAGUUUGAAGAAUGUCUGGCGAUCUUCAUGGACGUGGAAGGCAUGUACCAAGCGUUCAAUUUCACUUGGUUAUUAGAAGAAAAUUCAACACUGUUAACGAACUCUGAACACUAUUACGCCAAGGCACAGCAAGAAUCUGACCAGCAUGACUUACAAGAAUUAUCAGGAAUUAACUCAUUUAUUGAUAAUUCAUUAAUCGAUGAAGAGGAAGAAGGCAAGACACAAAGCGAAUCAGCGGAAGAACCUGGUGAUGAUUUGGACGAUCUUGUCCCAUCCUCAGACAAAUUACAUUUUUCUCAAGGACGGUCACGGAGAUUGUCAAAUAUGUCUGGUACUUCUGACAUUUCGUUGAUGAUGGAAAAAACUUCAUUGACUAAAGAACUACCUCAUUUACUGCAAGCAUUCAACAAUGCUAAGAAGUUAGCUAAUGAUCUAGAAAGCGUCAGGGAACUUGGAAGCACUACACCACCCACUUUUUCUCCAUUUAGCUCCCCAAACUGUUCUUCUUCUAUGUCGUUGGAUAACUCCACUACCAUGAACUCGUCUAUUCUUUCUAAUCACAUUGGUAUUAAAACACCAACAACAAGUGGUUCCAGUAAAGUUUUGGAAAGUCUGGCCCAUCGUCAGCAAGAAUUCCCAUAUGCUUCGAGCAGCCCGUUAAAUCCGUCACCUUUGUCAAAAUUAGAAAUGAGUCAGCAGCUGAUUCGUCAAGAUAUGCUGAAAUUGAUGUCACAGACUCCAAACAAUGCGAAUGCUGCAACAAUUUCUGCAAAAGUCCCCGGAUUUGGAUCCAACAUUCUUAACAACCUGUACGGUAUAGGCUCAAAAAACUAA